AUUCCCUGCUAUUAUAAGUGUUUGAUUUCUUUAUUUUCUCGAUGGUUACUGUGAAAACCGUGAAGAAAUAAAUGUAUCUAGUUCUGCUAGGUUUGGUUUGAGUUGGGUUAUUGACUUAUUGUUCCAUUGGUUCCGGAAAACGUUCUAUCCGAAAGUUGUUUUCUUCUCUUUUGCUGUGUUUUCUCAUCAACCAAAUGCAUCCCGAUUGCUUGUUUUGUUGUUUUGAUGUGAUCUUUGGUGUCGUUGGGUUGAACUUUUUUAGAAAAUCGUCGUCAUGGGAAAGGCUUACCCUAUUGUGAGCGAGGAGUACCAGAAAGCAGUCGAGAAAUGUAAGAGAAAGCUCAGAGGGUUCAUCGCUGAGAAGAAAUGUGCUCCACUGAUGCUUCGACUAGCAUGGCACUCCGCUGGGACUUACGAUGUGAAGACAAAAACAGGAGGUCCGUUUGGGACAAUGAAGCACCCAGAGGAGCUUGCUCACGAAGCUAACAAUGGUCUUGAUAUUGCUGUCAGGCUAUUGGAACCGAUCAAGGAGCAAUUUCCGAUCCUCUCUUAUGGAGACUUCUACCAGUUGGCUGGAGUUGUUGCCGUUGAAGUUACUGGAGGGCCUGAGAUCCCUUUUCACCCUGGGAGACAGGACAAAUCUGAACCACCCCCAGAAGGUCGCUUGCCUAAUGCAACUAAAGGUUCAGACCAUCUAAGGGAUGUAUUUGGCCACAUGGGUCUCAGUGACAAGGAUAUUGUUGCACUAUCUGGUGGUCAUACUCUGGGGAGGUGCCAUAAAGAGCGCUCUGGAUUUGAAGGACCCUGGACUACUAAUCCACUCAUCUUUGAUAACUCCUACUUUAAGGAGCUGCUUAGCGGGGAAAAGGAAGGUCUUAUCCAACUGCCAUCAGACAAGGCUCUCCUAGAGGAUCCAGUCUUCCGCCCACUGGUUGAGAAAUAUGCUAUGGAUGAGGAUGCCUUCUUUGCUGACUAUGCUGAAGCCCAUUUGAAGCUCUCAGAACUUGGAUUUGUUGAUGCUGAGGAACAAGGAUGAGCUUGUUGGUCAUUGGAGUCUAGCAUCUAGAGAGUGGAGACAUGUCUGUAUGUUGUGAUUAUGUCUAUUUCCUACAUGAAGUUGCUCAAAAGGAAGUUCUCGGUGAUUUGGGUUUGUGGUAAUCUUCUGUGUUUGGGUUGAUGUGAUAACCAUGUUAUGGCUACCGUGUUCAUGUAUUUUGUGGGUCAUUUCCUGGCAAAACAAUUGUCUUAUUGCUUUGAAACUAGGCUACUAAUAGCAUGCGCAAUUUCCUAGAAGUGUCCUGCGGGAACAAGUGGGACCUUGAUCAUCAA
Vitis riparia (riverbank grape) is the source of this 1329-nucleotide messenger RNA. Its product is annotated as L-ascorbate peroxidase, cytosolic. NCBI's taxonomy places the organism in Eukaryota, Viridiplantae, Streptophyta, Magnoliopsida, Vitales, Vitaceae. The transcript has 9 exons. The coding region runs from base 275 to 1036 and encodes 253 amino acids. Gene Ontology annotation, molecular function: heme binding; peroxidase activity. Gene Ontology annotation, biological process: cellular response to oxidative stress; hydrogen peroxide catabolic process; response to reactive oxygen species. The record is from RefSeq and is a predicted model, not a curated record.